AUGUUUUAUCCACAAAGGAUGAUGAGACAAAUCUCUGAAAUCUCCUACGUCGGAGGUUUCAAACUAAUAAGAAUGACAAGUAAUCAAGAAGGAGAGUCUGGUAUAACAAUACCAUUGCAGUACAAUAAUGCUCAUUGGAAAGCUAUAUUUGAAAAAUAUGAUCUCGAUGGGGAUGGAAAAAUCUCGUAUCAGGAAUUAAGAGCUAUGAUACGUAGUUCUACUUAUUCUAAUGAUAUUCCAACCAGGGUUGUCCAUACAAUUAUGCGUAAGGCAGAUCUAGAUGAUUCAGGAUAUUUAGAUUAUCCAGAAUUUAUAGCUAUGAUUCACAGAAAAGAUAUGCAAGGUGUUUUUGGUCACCUUGUACAACGAUACGUACAAUCUAUGGUUCCACAAAGACCUAUUGCCUUCCAAGUAGCACGGUCUAGUGAUAUUCCUGAUGGACAAUAUGAAGAAGAAUAUAGUUGUAAACCUCCAGCAUUAGCAAUGAUAAUUAUAUCCAUAUUAGAAAUUAUUUUAUUUUUAUAUGAUGUGAUUGUACAUAAAUCACCUUCUGUUGAAGGACCAGCUGCUACAUUAUUUAUUUAUAAUCCACAUAAAAGAUACCAAGCAUGGAGGUAUUUAACAUAUAUGUUUGUACAUGUGGGAGUAUUUCAUCUAGUGGUAAACCUACUUGUACAGAUAAUGCUGGGUAUUCCAUUGGAAAUGGUACAUAAAUGGUGGAGAGUAUUAACUAUAUACAUAGCUGGUGUUGUAGCAGGAUCUCUUGGUACCUCUGUAUCAGAUCCUACAGUAUAUUUAGCAGGAGCAUCAGGUGGUGUGUAUGCAUUAAUAACUGCUCAUGUAGCAACUAUUUUAAUGAACUGGUCGCAAAUGGAGUUUGCUGUUUUACAAUUAUUAGUAUUCCUUGUCGUAACGAUUGUUGAUAUCGGUCAAGCAAUAUAUAACCGUUACGUGUUAGAAACCAAUAGUCAAGUUGGGUAUGUGGCUCAUUUUGCUGGUGCCAUUGCAGGCCUACUUGUAGGUAUAAAUGUACUUCGUAAUCUGGAAGUAAAAACAUGGGAGAAAGUUAUAUGGUGGACCAGUAUUAUUACUUACACCAUACUUAUGACUGCUGCCAUUUUAUGGAAUAUUUUAUAUACUUCUUAUUAUGAAUAGUCAUUCUUAUCGACUGUCAUAUAUUUAUUUUUUGUUGCUGCAUUUUCUGAUACAGCUAGAGUUUGUAAUCUUGCUAUUAUAUAAACAAAAAUGAGCAAAACUUCUUUUAUUGAA
Molecule: messenger RNA, 1269 nt
Organism: Eufriesea mexicana
Lineage: Eukaryota; Metazoa; Arthropoda; Insecta; Hymenoptera; Apidae
Gene: rho-4
Product: rhomboid-4
Exons: 5
Coding region: 1-1155 (384 amino acids)
Cellular component (GO): membrane
Molecular function (GO): serine-type endopeptidase activity; calcium ion binding
Source: RefSeq, a predicted model, not a curated record